Messenger RNA from Aureobasidium subglaciale EXF-2481, 1533 nucleotides. RefSeq lists its product as uncharacterized. The transcript has 2 exons. Lineage: Eukaryota; Fungi; Ascomycota; Dothideomycetes; Dothideales; Saccotheciaceae. Gene Ontology annotation, biological process: transmembrane transport. Gene Ontology annotation, molecular function: transmembrane transporter activity. Bases 1 to 1533 code for a protein of 510 amino acids. The record is from RefSeq and is a predicted model, not a curated record.
AUGUCGCGCUCACUUUCGCCGUCGUCAACAGACGAUUCGCCAAAGGAAAACUCCAAUGACGACAUACCCUCACAAUCACGACAUCCACCAGACGAGGAGGCCGCUGAAAUAGCAAAAGAAAAAGACCAAGGAGAUUCGUUUCUUGUGGGCUGGGACCCAGGCGAGGAAGCUAAUCCUAUGAACUGGUCGACAACGCAAAAGUCCUUCAUCACUUUUAUCCUCGGAAUGCUUGCACUAGCCGCCAGUCUAGGAUCUUCCAUUAUCUCUCCCGCCCAAAGAGACAUUGCCGAGUACACUGGCAUCUCUUCCGAGGUAGCGGUGCUUUGUAUUAGUCUGUACAUUCUAGGCUUCUCGAUUGGCCCUCUGGUCUGGGCACCAACAUCUGAAGUCUGGGGACGCAAGGUUAGUAUGCUGCCGGCAAUGUUCUGCCUUGGACUCUUCAGUAUAGGCACAGCCAUUGGCAAGAAUGCUCAGACGAUAUUGAUCUGCCGCUUCUUCUCGGGGAUUUUUGGAUCGGCACCUGUCGCAAAUGUGUCGGCGGCGCUUGGUGAUCUAUACCUACCUAAGAAAAGAGGUGUGGCAAUGUGCUUUUACGCGAUUGCUGUCGUCGGUGGUCCAACCAUAGGGCCCGUCAUUGGCAGCUCGCUUACUGCCAACGUUGGUUUUAGGUGGCCUUCGUAUAUUCUCGCAAUUUGGGUAUUUGCAAUCUUCGGGCUUGCUCUGUUCUUUCUGCCGGAAACCUAUGCGCCUGUACUUUUGAAGAAGAAGGCAGAGCGGCUACGAAAGAAUACUGGCGACUCACGUUGGCACCAUCCACACGAAGAUGUCAAACUGGAUUUCAAGUCGAUCGUCACGAAGCACCUUGCAAGACCCAUCAUCAUGCUUACCACGGAGCCUAUGGUCACUUGCAUCGCUUUCUAUGCCUCGUUCGUUUACGGGUUGCUAUACAUGACUCUCGAAGUGUUUCCCAUCGUGUUCGAGCAGAACAGGGGCUGGCCGCUUAUUUCAAGCACUUUACCCUUCUUAUCACUGUUUGUAGGUGUCUUGUUCGCUGUUCUGAUCAACUUGGCCAAUCAACCACGAUACGCUCGUGCUGUUGACGCCAAUAAUGGAAGACCUUGUCCAGAGGAACGCUUACUUCCAAUGUUUGUUGGGGGUUGCCUCUUCACGAUCGGUCUGUUCUGGUUCGGAUGGACCGCUGAUCCAUCCAUACCGUGGCCGUCUUGCGUCGUUGCAGCCGCGUUCAUUGGAGCGGGCUUCAACAUCAUCUUCCAGCAAUGCAUCAACUUUCUCGUUGAUACCUACUCACUCUAUGCAGCAUCGGCGGUCUCUGCCAACACAUUCUUACGCAGCUUAAUCGCAGCCGGCCUGCCCCUCGCCGCGAGGCCAAUGUUCAACCACCUUGGGGUCGGACCUGCUAUGAGUAUCCUUGGCGGAAUAGCUGCACUGGCAUUGCCCGUGCCAUUGAUCUUCAUGAGAUAUGGAUUUAAGCUUCGAAAAAUGUCAAAAUUCGCUCCAGUACACGAAGACUGA